AAGACUAGUGGUUUGAUGAGCUGUACAUAAGGCAGUCUUGCUUCCACCACUGAACAACUCGCCAACCCACUAACCUUUCUAUCAUCUAGAGUCCAGUUAACAUUACCAUGCAGACAUACACCCCCCCUGGUAGCCCCGCUCGCCCUUUGGCUGCUGGUAUUGCUCACUGGACUACCGCAAACACUAUACCCGCUGGCCCUCAGAACGCCCCUCCAUCCCCUCCCAGGACACGCCCUGUCAAGAAGAGUAGGUUUACUAAAGUCCGCAACUUCUUGCGUCGUGACUCAACUCCUAGUGCUCCCAUGCCAACUUCAGCUAUCCGCCACCAGAUUACCGAGCACCCCAAUAUCACACCCAGAAGGCCCACACCUCUAAGGCCCACGGUCAGACGUCCCCAGACUGCUGCUCACACUGACAGCCACACAACCUCAACAACGUCCAACCAGCCUUUCAAGAUUUCUAGAAAGCCUCUGCCUCCUGGUGCUCUCAGUCGUUCACAGUGGGUGGCUCUUGCCAACUCUGCCUCAACUCAGGCCCCUAGCCAGCCUCACAUGGCCCCAAUGUCCUCUGCUCCUGUCUCUCCAAUCUCGACCUCUGCAAUGGGUGCUCAGUAUGACAGUAGACCUGUCAGCCCUAUGUUCCCUACCAGCCCGGCUUCUAGUACUGCUUCAGAGCCCGACUUCAACCAGGCCAGAAUUAACCGUAUGAGCACCUACUCGUAUCUGGAAGGCCAGAAUAUUGACUUGUCUUCUUAUGCUUUUAGUCCUUGUGCUGACAAGUUUGCCAUUAGUAGAAGCGCUUCUCCAGUCGCCCUAACCAGAGCCUCCUCUUCAGCCGUCAACACUUCUGCUAGAGGUCCAUAUGUGCUUCGAACUGCUACCCCUGUCGCCUUCCAGAAAGCUAGAGCUGUCAAUGUUCCUGGUCCUGUGAGAAACCCCUCCGCUGCCUCGUCUCCCCGUUCUCGUUUGCGUUUAGCACUGACUUCUGAGAUUACUCCUAGAUCCGUUUAUCCAGGUGUUCUACGUGAAACCAGACACCAGCCUACGAUCGUCCAGCCCUCCAGAGUCCAGUCUGCCUCUGCUUCCCUGUAUUUCGGCAUCACCCCUGAGACCUUCUUACUCAGUGACAGUAGUAGCAGUGGCUCUGAUACAGCCUCACUGCACUAUGUCAUUGGUUGUAAAAGCUCCAGUAGUGGCCCCUCAACUGACUCUGACAGCUCCUCUGACAACGGCUCCAUCGGUUCUCAUGCAAAGAUCCUGAAAAAAGCCUUGACUAAGUCCCUUGACAAAAACUCACUUAUCAAGAGACCGUUCGUCAAGAAGUAAGACAGGUAAGCCCCCUUCCCUACCUCCCCUAUUUUCACCCCCAUCCCUCUCCUGAGGCCAUUCCCCUCCCACUCUCACCAUCCUCAUCCUCCCUUUUGCUUUUGUUCAGCUUUGAUGUUCAGUACUCGCAUUUGUUUUGAUAGCAAGAUACGGUUACCGGAGUUAUGGACACAAGAAGAUAGAAGAGUUGGUCAACUCGAUAAUAAAAUUGUAAAGGUUCAAAAAACAAACAAAAUGUGCCCCUAAUUGCAUUGUGAAAUAUGACCCC
Molecule: messenger RNA, 1593 nt
Organism: Aureobasidium pullulans EXF-150
Lineage: Eukaryota; Fungi; Ascomycota; Dothideomycetes; Dothideales; Saccotheciaceae
Exons: 1
Coding region: 108-1325 (405 amino acids)
Source: RefSeq, a predicted model, not a curated record